AUGACGAAAACGAAGUGGGGUUACAAGAAGUGCUCGAGCAUUGUUUUCCGCGGAGUCGAGUCGCGUACUCGAUUGGUUCCUGAGAUGUCCUCGAGCCACGGCCAAUCGAGAGCUCCUUUUUUGGUGCGUCUUAGCCGCGGGCUCAGCUUUUGCCAAUGGGUCGCGAGGAAUGACUCCCACCAGUCUAUUUGCACUUUCCUCUUGAAAAUUUCUGAACAUCUUCAAAGAAAAUGUGGCAAAAAUUUGGGCUUACAAAGGAGAAGAUUUCACCGUCUGCUUUCAAAUCUUCGGCGGGGACUUUUCGAUUUAUCAUAGAAUAUUUGAGAUCAAAUUUCCAGUUUAUGAAAUGAAAUUGAAACUUCAAAUGUUCUGUUUUCACAAUUUGAGACGGUUUUUUUCGACUUUGAGAAAAUCUUUUUUUGUGAAUCCCAGAAAUAAAUUAAAACCUAUAGUGAAACGAUUGACUAUCCUGAUUUUUUGGUGAUUUUUUUGCCGUUAAGCUUUAUUUUGAAUUAUGAUUUGUGUUUGAUAAAAUUUUAUCGUCUCUUUAAACUAUAACUCAAGUGAAGUUUAAUUACAUCAGGACUUGAAAAAAUAAUUUCAUAGACAAAAGUCGAACUGAACACAAAAUUUGAAGUUGAUUUCCGUGAAACUUUCACGUAAAAAGAAUUUUUUUCAUUCAGAAAAUUCAACUAUUUUCCUAUGCCUUUAUUUGAAAUUUUUUUGUUCUUCGGUUCGUUGUCAAUCACUCCGACAUUUUUUUGGCCACCAAUUCGUUUUCAAUCAUUAUAAAUUAUGUGUACUUUCAGGCCGCCACGACGUCAUCUUCUAGCAUGCAACUCGAUUUAUUGCAACAUGACGAGGUCAGAACAUUUCUCCUUAUAUUCACAGUAUCUUCUUUCUAUCUUCUAAAAAUAUUCACCAAAAAUAGGAGGAAGACAUAACUUAGGAAAACAGAAUUUUUUUAAAGCUUUUUUUCGUAAAUUAUAGCCGCCCGCUUUGAAUUAUUCACGUUGACCGGGCAACAUUUGAGAGGUUUGACUAGUCUGACUCAAUUCCUACCUACUGCAAUGUCGCACUCACCUAGACAAAGAGCCGACUUCAAGGUAAUUUCGUCUUUUAUUUUUAGGUAAAUUUUUCUAAAUUUUUUUUCUUUUUAGAAUUCGAAAGUUCCGAAUUGAACGAUGUUCAGGAUAAAAAAAGAUGAAGUAAAAGGAAAAAAACUUUCAAAAAUUUCUUAUUUUUUUCAACGGUAUUUCAGUCGUGAAGGGUAUGAAAAAAAGUCAGUGUUCAAAAGCUUGAAUUCCUAGGGAAAUAAUUUUUUAAGCAAGGUGAAUUGUUCGUGAAUUGGGAGUGAAGGCUUCGAAAUUUCUAACGGAAGUUCCUGUUUCAAGUUUAAAAAGAGUAUCGAGCUUUUUUUACUUGCUGUCACGUCCCUAAAUUUGACAAUUUCUAAUGUUUUUUUGGAAAUAUUUGAACGAGAGUUACUGUUUUGAAAUUAAUUUAUACAUUUUUCUUAUUUUUUAAAUUUUUGAGAUGGUUUUUUUCAAAAAUUUUUCCUGAAAUCCUUUUUGAAUUUCAAAUUGGAACAUCUUCAGAAAAAUUUCAAAAAAUUUUGAAAGUUUAAGAUCAAUUCAAAACGCAUGGAUAUUGUCAAAAAAAAAUUACAACUCAUCAGAACUUCCAACGAAAAUAGAACUGUUUCUUUCGUAGAGACAAAAGCUUUGCUCUCCCAAAUUCAUACAAGUUUCCCCCAGUUUUCAGUGUCGAGCUGAGCUUUGACACUUUCCUGUUUCAUAACAUGGACACCUUCAUUAACAUUUAGGUUGGAUAGGAUGAACUUCCUCGUAUAAUUUUGCCUUUUUUGCUUUUUUUUUUCGAAGGGAAAGUUGGAUUUCUGCGCUAUCAAGGGCAGAGGUACUUGGGCAAAUGGGGAAAAUUUCGAACCUAAAAAGGCGUUCCGUUUUCAGAGCGUCCCAGGCAUCCUCUGAAAUUUUUUUUUAGCAACCGCCAUUUACCUCAUGUUUCGUUCAAUUCCGUGAUUUUUGAAAAUUUGAACCUCAAAGCUUGGAAUUUUUUUUUACAGUCUCCUUGAUGAAGAGAAACAUUUUUAAGUAAAAAAAAAACACAUUCAAUCAUUGAAGCGCAAACAUUUUUCGACGUCACUGGUCUCCAGUUUGAAAGUUUUUCUUAUCACAUUUACCAUUCAAAUGUUUCAGAUUUUAGUGAAAAUUUGGAUAGAAAAAAAUUUCUGGACCUCGUUAUACAAGAUCCUGGUAGUCAAAACAGUAUCAAAUCCUUAUUUUUUGCUAGCGGCUGAGUUUUUCCAAAAAAAGCUUCUUAGCAAAUGAAGAAAAAUAUUUAACUUUAACUUAAAAAACUUUAUCUAGUUACUUCAAUGUUUUCUCUGUCGAAUCUCAGAAGAACCUGGAGUUUGAGUAAAAUGACCUCUAGGAUCGCUUUUUUGAAAACUACUUCAAUCUUUUUUCGAGGUCAGAAGCGGUUGAAGAUCCGAUUAUUCAUUAAGAAGUUUCUUGUUUCAAGAUGACAAUUCGACGAAAUUUUCUAAGAGGAAACCAUUUCAAGUACUCUUCCUCCUAAAAAAAUUUCAGGUUGUCUUGAAAUCUUUGAAUUAUUUAUUUGUGACGUCUGAGGAAGAUUUUUUUGGAAACCUAAGUCACAUUUUUUUCGAUUUUUUUAUCAUACUUUUUGGGAAGAAAUUGAAAAUGUUUCUUAAAAUAUUAUUCCAAGUUAUCAAAGUAAAACUUUCUUUUUUUAAUUUUAUUCAGAAAGGAAUUGCAUUCAAAAAAAUCGUACCAAAAAUUUUGAAAAGAGUUUAGAAUGUUCCUAACCUUGAGGUAGUUACUUUUCUGAAGGUUUCCUAUCCUUCUUUGUAAUCCCCCUGCUUUUUUAAGUCAAAAAUGGAAAGCCUAAAUAAUUUCACAUAAAACUGUUUUCAACUUUUUCAAACCGCUUUUUCGGGCUCAGUCAUUUUAUUUACACUGAUAAUUUAUAAAUGGGAACCUCCCAGAAGCUGAAAAACCACUUUAAUCCGAUUAAAGCUCUUUACUGAUUCAAAUACUUGUCGGAAUGACUAACUUUCCACAAAUUUCCUUUCAUUAUUUAGGUUUAAAAUUUUUUUUCUGGGUAUUUAUCUUUUUAAAUCCUUCUUACCGUGUUUCAUUAGUGUAAGCCAAAAAAUAACAGAACGAUAGACUUUUCAAAGUAAGUCUAUCAUCAGCAAAAGUGAUAAAAGUUUUGUAAGUCCUUUCGGAACGCAGAACCGAGAUUUUCUACGAUUUAUUAUUCAUUAUCUCCUGAAAAGGUGCUGCAUCUUUGGAGCGAACAAAGAAAUUCCAGAAACAUUUAAUUUUUCAGCUUCAGUUUUGAUUUAGCUACGUUUUUGCUUAGACCACUGAUAAUCACGCGCCUCCCAGGAGAGGAAAUGACGUUUAUUAAUUCGAUUAUAAUUCGAAAAAAACGAAUAGUUUUAAUUGAAAGUCGCAUCAUAUGACGAAUUUCUUCCCAGAAUCCACAUCUAAUAAGUACCUGCUUUCAGAUUUAUUCUCUUUUUCUCCCAUUUUAUUUGAAAAUUUAUUUGUUUCGCAUCAAAAAAAACGCUGACGUGAAUUGAAAGAUAUAUUAAAAAUGAGUGCGCAAGUCAUAAUUUCAAACCAAAGACCAAAAAUUGGAGCGUAGAUCUAAUAAGAUGAGUGAUGAGCCGAAUUUCUUGGUUGCCAGUCAACCGCAGAAGCUUGCGCUUCUUCAAUUUCCCACUUCGAAGUGUUUGCAUUCACUUUAAAGCUCUCCUUAGGAAGUUUCCAAAAAGUUCUCAAAUUGAAAUUCGCUCCGAAGAACAAGCUAUUUUUGUUAUUUAACUUGCAGCAGAACAUUCUUUGGCCGUUGUGUUUAUGAUGUUUUUACCCAGGUCCUCAAAGUGGAAGGUUUAAAUCCCUGUGAGAGUGAGGAAAAAGUUUUCCAAGAGCUUGGAACUUCUUUCCGAGCUCUUCCUCGUCGUUUCUCCUUUUUUUUCCAAAAUUUCUGUCUCCUCUCAAUAGAUCUUAUGACUUAUAAAAAUAGUCCCACUUUGUCAUUCUACUAAGGGCAUGUAAUAGAAAUUCGAGAUUGUUUGAAUAUCAAGUGUGAUGUUGGAAAACCGUUGGCACGCAUUUCUACACAAAGCUAUGCAUUUCAGGAAAAAAAACACAAACACACAAAACAUGUCCAAAAGGGUUUUCGACGUGUCAUUUCGAAAUUUCAGACAGAAUCGCCUCUCUUCUUCUCAAAUUUUGGCCACUUCUCGAUUUCACAAAUGAUUUAUACUUUUCGCGUCGUAUUAUUCUGGAAAUUUUCUAAAGUUCUACUUUCUCGCAAAUCCUUUCCAAUUUUCGUCUUUAUCAAAAUAUCGAAAUUCACGAAAACCUUCACCAGGGAACUUUUUUUACCCCCGGUUGAACUUUUUGCUGAAACUUUGCUGAAGUUCACUUCAGGAUCCCUGAUGCCAGAACAAGAAAAAAGUUCCUCGCAAUAGAUCUUGUUUCCGAGUUAGGGAGCUAUGUAAAUUAUGACAAAAAAGCGCUGUCUUUUGAAGUGUCCUAACUCAAAAAUGAUAUUUAUUGCGAAUUUCUCAGCCAGAAAACCUCUGAAAAGUUUUCGAAUCCUUUUUUUCUGAAGUCAAACGUUUAUUAUCAAGAUCUUGACGCUUCAGAAGGCUCAAAACAUUCCUAUCAAUACACCAUUCUUACCUUUUCUCCUGUGGGGCGAGUAGCUUAAGAUCGGCUGUCCCAAAUAAACUAAUUGAAAUUUUCACUAUUUGAGCCAUUCACGUGCGGUCAUCAUUUCACAAGAAGAGAGAAUAAAAAAACUGAUUGACGAAAAUCUUCUCGAAACAAACUUUCUGCUUUUCUUUUCAUGAAAAAGUUAUCUCACUUUUUAUGGAAUUACUUUCGGAGUUAUCUGAAACUUUCACUCCAAAAAACACGAAAACCUCAACCUUACGAUUAUACAUCUAAACGAAGUGAAACAAUGUUUCCAAACAGUUUUUGAAUACCUGAUGAUAAUUCAAUAUUCUAUUGGAAUAGAUGUUUUUAACUCCACUGUUUUAAAUUUUGAAUUUUGGAAAUGAAAUAACGUUCAGAUGAGCGUCUCGUCAUCUUCUCAAAGAUUGGCUCCACCACGUUCGCUUCGAAGAUGCCGUUCAGCUUCUCCAUCUCCGGUAGUUCGUCUCCCGAUUCUCAACUCUGAACGCCAGAAUCUUCUUAAGUAGGAGAACUAUUAGUACAGUGUUAUCAUCAAUUGCAAUUCCAGAAAGUCCUGGAACCGAGUCCCACGGCAGUCGUUUGGAAAAUCAGUACUUCAAGGAAUGGGAGCUCAUGCCGGGGGCCGAUUUUUCGUCGACGAUCCUUCUGGAGAACAACGACACGCCAAACAUUUUGUCGAGCUUAUUCAGGUGAGUGCAUUUAUGUAGAAGAAAAUUGGAAACGUUUCAUUUUCUCAAUGAAAGUUCAGUUUUGAGUUUGGAACGAUUCUGUAGAAGUAUUUUGAAAAAUCGCUUCUGCAAAGUAAACUGGCUGUUUCAGUCGUUUAAUAUAGUUCAUGGUCUUUGAACUUGAAAGCAUUCCUUUCACUUCUGAAAUAAUGAUUAAUCGAAAUUUUAAAACUUAAGAUUUUAAAAAUAAACUUUUUAAAUUCUCACUUCAACAACUUAUGGAUUACAAAGAGACCCUUGAAGAUCAAACUUCUGAUUUUUCUAUUUUUUUUGAGAAAUUUUCAUCAUUUCAGUCGUGCAUCGACAACUUGUCGGACCUGGAGUCCGGUCUCAAACCCUGGCUGGACGUCAUUGGCCGAGGUCAUGUUGGUUUCAGUGUCACGUAAGUUAUUUUUAGGUCUUGCAAUAUUCAAACUCAUUCAAUUUGAAUUUUUUUCAGCUGAGCUGGAGUGAUUUUCAUGUUCAUCGAGCUUCUUUUCAUUUCAAAAAACAGAAACUCGAAAUCAAACUUUUUAUUUUAUUUUUUGCUGAACGAGAAAAUCAUUAUCACACACUUAAUGAGAAAUUUGAAAAACUCUCAUUUUUUGAAUGUUCCGAUUCUUUCUUCAUACCGUAGGCCUAGAGAUAAAUUCAGAGAAAGAAUAUUGGUUUCUGUAAAUCAUCUGCGGCGUCGCCAGCUAGCGCUCAAUAAAUAAUACCAAAUAUGGCACGUCGUAAAAAUGGAAAAAAAGACGUUUGCGCAGGAAAUUUAUAGCUUUUCAACCGAAAAUUUCUUUCUUCUUUCUGUUUGAAACACCUUCCUAUUUUGAAAUUUGAUAAAUGACUUGUACGAAGCAAACUUUUAUAGAACAAAUGAAUUAUUUCUCUUUGGUUGAGAAUUUCCUUAAAAUUUGCCAGUGUAGGCAUUGCUGUUAGAAAUGAAGAUUCUGAUGGUUUCAGGCUCCAAAAUUGCUAAGUUUUAGCAAGAAAAUUGCCUGAACGGUUCGAAAGAGAACAUAUCUUGCACAAUUUUGAAAUUUUCUACGAAUUCGGAACCUUCUCGCUUGAAAACCAUGAUAUUUUGCAGCUUGAGGCGGCUCAAUUGAAAGUUCUCGAACAAAGUGUUAAAAUAACCUUCCUCACAAGAUCCUCUUCGAAACAGAAACAUAUAUUUCAGAGCCAAGCACUGGGAAUACUUCGGAGAAUCGGUCCUUGCAAGUGUUUCCGAGUGGGUCAAACCAGGUCGACAGCAUAAAGAGACCAUCAAGGCUUGGAUGGUCAGCUAUCAGAAGAAAUUUUAAAGAAAUCAUGUUCUUCCAGUUGCUCUCUUCGUUCCUGGCCGACCGUCUGAGUGCCGCAUCGCGAGCCGCGCCGCACUCUCCCAUGAUAUCCCCGAGAGUACAACUUAUGACUUUCACUCACUCUUAA
This is a messenger RNA of Caenorhabditis auriculariae, 6895 nucleotides long. Lineage: Eukaryota; Metazoa; Nematoda; Chromadorea; Rhabditida; Rhabditidae. The record is from the annotation of a GenBank genome assembly.